This is a messenger RNA of Adineta ricciae, 1188 nucleotides long. The record is from the annotation of a GenBank genome assembly. NCBI's taxonomy places the organism in Eukaryota, Metazoa, Rotifera, Eurotatoria, Adinetida, Adinetidae.
AUGGUUCGUGAGAUUUUUUAUCCUAUUCAAAUAGAAAUUCUAGAAUUACUUUUCCCAGGAAAAAGUUCUACUGGCAAUUCAUUAUUACACUCUCGAAGCACUUUUCAUGCUACUCAAUCUGCCAGAUCAAUUACAAAGGAUUGCACCCAUGGGGAAUAUCAGUAUACUAACAAAUAUGGUCAACAGCAAAAGCUUAUUGUUGUUGAUACACCUGGGUUUUUCGAUACUGAUUCGAACAUGACCAAUACUAUGGUGGAACGCAAAAUUGCGUCUCAAAUCUUCGAAAUGACCACUCCAGGUGUUCACGCAUUCCUCAUCGUUCUACGUAUCGAUCGAUUUACACCUGAAGAAAAAAAUACGGUCGACUUCAUUCGACAUAUUUUCGGCACUGACGCAGCCAGAUAUUGUAUCGUCGUCUUCACCCGCGAAGAUCAAUUGGAAGAAGGUCAAACACUGCAUGAGUUUAUUGAUUCGUCACCAGAACUACGUAGGUUGGUUCAAGAUUGCGGUCGACGAAUAUUUAGCAUAAACAACAAAUUGAAUGGUCAACAACUGGAGAAAAAGAUCAGUCAAUUGAUUGAUAUGAUCGACGCGAUGAUAAGAAGUAAUGAUGGAAAGUAUUAUACGAAUACUGAAUACCAGCGUAUUGAAAGAAAACGGGAAGAAGAAAAACGGAAACAAGAAGAGGAAGAACGUCGAAAAAAGGAGGCCGACAAGAAGGCUAUCGAAGAUCGAGCAAGAGAAGAUGAAAAGAAGAAAACAGAAGAUAAAAUGCGUAAAACUUUUGAAGAGGAACAACGCAAAGCAGAACAGCGCGAGAGAGAUUUAAGAAGUCAAUUGGACUCAGCUCGAGCUUCUCAGUCUAGAAAUAGCGAUGAUUUCAACUCAAUAAUUCGAAUGCUUCAAUCGACAGGAUUGGGAGGUGGAGGAGGAGGAGGAGGCGCCGCCAUGUCGCCAAUGAAUUAUGGCAUGGGUAUGCCGUGUUCACCAAUGAGUUACGACAUGGGUAUGCCACAUGGAAGAGCAAGUUCUGCCAGUCAUGGCGCAGGAGGUGCACAUGGUGGUCGAUUUACUGGUACAUUUAUGGCUACAAAUGGUGCCGCAAAUGGGCGAGCAAUCUAUGAAGGGGCACGUGGAGGACAGUAUUAUAUGACUCCAGGUGGCCAUAAAAGCUAUAUACGCAAAUGA